CAAAAUGUCUACCUUUAUCGGUUCAGUAGAACCAUAUGUACCAGGAACGUCGUUUGGUAAUUAUCUUGAGCGCUUACGCUACGUGUUCAAUUACAACAAUAUUCCUGAAGCAAGUCGUAAGUCGCUGUUUAUUACAGUUAGUGGUGCUACUGUUUUUAAUGAAUUAAAAAAAUUGUAUCCAGGUGUGGAUAUCGAUACAUUGGUGUAUGACGACAUGACAGCGCGACUUAAAGAAAGGUUCGACAAAAAAGAUGGCAAAAUGGUACAAAAGGCUUUGUUUUAUGAGCGUUGUCAGCGCAAGGAUGAAUCAGUGGAAGAUUUCAUCAUAGAUGUAAAACUGUUAGCUGAAAAUUGUGGUUUUGGCACAAUGAAAGACGCCAUGGCAAGAGACCGAUUGGUUCUCGGAGCCUACGAUAUUAAAGUAAGGGAAAGGUUGAUGGAGGAAGAGGAACCGACGCUUGAAGAGGUGGAGAGAAUCCUUAUAUCGAGAGAGCGUCUCGCACGACGCGCGAUGUUGCUGGAGCAAACUAACGAGAGAGUGAGUGCCAUUGAACGGCUGGGUGUCAGAAGAGAUGACCAGUUUGACAGCGAACAGAGAAAUGCUAGAAGAGAUGAGUUUUUGCAGAGACAACAUGGGUCUGAUGAGCGAGAGAGACGUUAUCAGCGUUAUGAUCGCAGUCGAUCAGGUUCGCGCCCACGUUGGAACAGUUGGAAUAAAAACAAAGCAAUGGUGUGCAGUUUUUGUAAUGUCAGAGGACAUAUCAAGAAAAACUGCUUUAAACGUCAGCGCUCACAGCAAUCAGUUCGUUUUCUUGAUGAGUCUACGGAAGAACAAGAGGUAGCUAAUUUUAAAAGGAUGCAUGUUUCUCAACCUAGCGAGUCGGAUGAUGAUUUGGAAUGCAUGUCGAUAGCCGCGGUAAAGGAUUGAGAAGAUCGGAACGGUUGAGAAUGCGGAGAAAAUAAUUAAUGAGAAGAGAAUGAGGGAAACAAUCGAGGAGGAUUAAAGAAGAAAUUUGAAUUUAAUAGAUUAAAAUCAAAGUUUAAACAUUGUAAAGAUAAGUAUGAAAAUGAAAUCGAAUAUACUAAUAAUUGUUUCACGCCUAAGCAAACACUUUGUUAGAAGGAAGGAUUGUCGUGUUCGUGAAGAACAUCGUUUAACGGCGCACGAAGCCGAUAGUAUCGGUGUCGAAAUGUGUCGAGAGGAAAUAAACUGGCAGUCGUGUUUCUGCUCUUGAACUAUAAA
Messenger RNA from Topomyia yanbarensis, 1243 nucleotides. RefSeq lists its product as uncharacterized. The record is from RefSeq and is a predicted model, not a curated record. Bases 5 to 928 code for a protein of 307 amino acids. Gene Ontology annotation, molecular function: zinc ion binding; nucleic acid binding. The transcript is spliced from 2 exons. Lineage: Eukaryota; Metazoa; Arthropoda; Insecta; Diptera; Culicidae.